Molecule: messenger RNA, 923 nt
Organism: Aedes albopictus (Asian tiger mosquito)
Lineage: Eukaryota; Metazoa; Arthropoda; Insecta; Diptera; Culicidae
Gene: Josd
Product: josephin-like protein
Exons: 6
Coding region: 274-840 (188 amino acids)
Biological process (GO): protein deubiquitination
Molecular function (GO): cysteine-type deubiquitinase activity
Source: RefSeq, a predicted model, not a curated record
UUGUCAACAAGCACUUGCACAGUGGUGCAUCGAGAGCUCGCGUAUACGACGUGUGAUUAUUGUUAAAAUUUUUGCAAAGUAGUUUAUUUUGGUCUCGAGAAAUUAACCGUGGAUUAAUGAAUAAAAAAAAACUGUAAAAACUAGAUUAGGCGAUAAUUAGCUCGGUUUUGUUUUUUCAACUACAUAACAGCAUGUAUUAUUUGGUUCUGAUAACAAUUGAACUUGCAAUGCAACUUAUGUGCCGAUGCUUAUGAAUACAAGUAAUAGCAUAAAAUGGGAGCAUCAACCGUAUAUCACGAAAAACAAAUUAAGGAGUUGUGUGCCCUGCAUGCUCUAAAUAAUUUGUUUCAAGAUAAGGAAUGCUACAACAAAAUUCAAUUGGACGAAAUUUGCCGCAGUUUGGCCCCAAAUGAAUACAUCAAUCCCCACAGAUCAAUAUUGGGCCUGGGGAAUUAUGAUAUAAACGUUAUUAUAACAGCUCUGCAUAUGAAAGAUUGCGAAGCAGUUUGGUUCGAUAAAAGAAAAGAUCCGUGUUGCAUUGAUACUUCGAAAAUAGUUGGUUUUAUUUUAAACGUUCCAUCAAACUACAAAAUUGGAUUUGUAAGAUUGCCAAUCCAACGAAGACAUUGGAUCAGUGUGCGAAAGAUAAACGGACAAUACUUGAAUUUGGAUUCUAAACUAGAUGCCCCUCAAGCUAUAGGAGACGAAAAUCAAACCAUGGAAUAUCUACGCAGUCAACUGCAUAGCAACGAUAAAGAGUUGUUUAUUGUUUGCACGAAAGGAGUCGAAAAGGAUCAGACCUGGCUGCUUCCAGAAUACAGACAGGAUGGAGUACGAUAGAUGUAAGUCUCAUUACCUUUCAUCUUCGUUAUGAUAAUUCUCUAUAAAGAUAAAAAUAAUAAUUCACACAGUUUGAGACAUGA